This is a messenger RNA of Aphis gossypii (cotton aphid), 1241 nucleotides long. RefSeq names its product chromobox protein homolog 1-like. The transcript is spliced from 2 exons. Gene Ontology annotation, molecular function: chromatin binding. Gene Ontology annotation, biological process: negative regulation of transcription by RNA polymerase II; chromatin organization. NCBI's taxonomy places the organism in Eukaryota, Metazoa, Arthropoda, Insecta, Hemiptera, Aphididae. The record is from RefSeq and is a predicted model, not a curated record. The coding region runs from base 258 to 953 and encodes 231 amino acids. Gene Ontology annotation, cellular component: pericentric heterochromatin; nucleus.
GACGCUGUUACUUGUUUAUCGUUUGUUAGUUCGACUCGUCACUUGUCUGUUGCACGGUGUACUUGACUCUCAGUCGUUUCAAAAGACAAACAGCAAAAUACCGCGUUGCCGGAUUGCCGCUUUAGCCCGCCAUCGUUUUUCCAGUGGUCGGUCCAGGCCAUAGUUUUCAAUUUUCAUUGAUCUCGUUUCUUUGUCGAAACUUACCGACGCCGUACUUCGAUUUUCGAUUGUUACAUUUUCAAUCUCAAGUCUCCAACAUGAAUCCUAGAUCCAAAGAAAGUGUACCACGUGUUGAUUCUAAUUCUGAAACCGAAGAACAGGAGGAGGAAUACUCAGUUGAGAAGAUCUUAGAUAAACGCACCAGGAAUGGAAAAGUGGAGUAUUUCCUUAAGUGGAAUGGCUACAGUGAUGCAGACAACACAUGGGAACCUGAAGAAAAUCUCGAUUGCGAAGAGCUUAUCAAGGAUUUUGAAGAAAAACUUAAACAAGAGAAGAAGAAAACUCAACCUGAGCGUGGCCGAAAGCGUACGUUAUCCAAUUCAACUGUUACUAGUUGUGCUUCUUCAGAUGCCGGGCCAUCCAAAGGUAGUAGGAAGAAUUCUCCUCCCCAAAAAAAGGUAGAGAAGUCUGAUAAAUUGGACAAGUCAGAUAAGUCGGACAAAUCAGAUGAGAUGGAAGAUAGUGCAACUGUUGAUGGAGAACAAAACGGUGUGUCAGACGAUCCGCCAAAUCAUGUUGAGGAAAACGGCCCUCCCCCUGAAAAAGUGGCUGAAAAAAUUAUUGGCGCCACCGAUUCUAGCGGACAGCUUAUGUUCCUGUUAAAAUGGCAAGGAAUAGAAGAAGCUGAUUUAAUCCCGGCUAAAGAUGCUAAUUUAAUGUGCCCACAAAUCGUUAUCAAGUUUUAUGAAGAAAGACUUACAUGGCAUGCUCCUGAAAACAAAAACGGUGUUUAACUGAUGAUGACAAGUGUUUAUGAAGGGUUAACUAUUAUUUUAUAUUAAAUCCUAUUGUAUAAUAUGUCUUCAAUUAUUUUAUUUUAUUAUUACAUGUGGCAGGAUAUGCCUUACAGUUUAAAGUUAUUAGUUCAUCAAUUAUUAAAUAUUUAACUGUUAGUAACUAAGUACUUUCAUUAAAUGGUAUUUUUUUUUUUUUUUUAUUUCAAUGAUACAGUUUCAUAAUAGUAUUUUCAAAAUUGUUUAUAUUUCAUUUUAUGUUAUUAAAUAACUUAUUAGUUUUGAAAA